Molecule: messenger RNA, 3069 nt
Organism: Drosophila willistoni
Lineage: Eukaryota; Metazoa; Arthropoda; Insecta; Diptera; Drosophilidae
Gene: Klp10A
Product: kinesin-like protein Klp10A
Exons: 5
Coding region: 265-2730 (821 amino acids)
Biological process (GO): microtubule-based movement
Molecular function (GO): ATP binding; microtubule motor activity; microtubule binding
Source: RefSeq, a predicted model, not a curated record
CUAAUUUUAACCAUCGCUAAUGUAUGUUGACAUCUGGUCGCUGUGGCUUUGGAAAAGAAUAAUUUAUUUUUUUGUGAUAAUUCAUUGUGAUCGGUCAAGGAGUUGUUGUUGAUUGCACUAUUAGUUUGUUAGUCACUUCAUGGAAUUGUGCUAGAUAAAAGUGGUAACUUUUCUUCGAGAAAGCCGAUAAGAGGAGAGAGAGAGAGAACUAAUUGCAUUCUUAAUACUUUAACUGCAUUAAAAAAAAAACCAACAAGCUGGAGAAUGGAUCAAAUCACAAUAGGACAAAGCGUUAAAAUUAAGCGAACCGAUGGACGCGUCCAUUCGGCUGUCGUAUCCAAAAUCAAUGAACCAGCCCGUUGCAUCACAGUGGAAUGGUAUGAGAGGGGCGAGACUAAGGGCAAGGAAGUGGAACUUGAUGCCAUAAUCCCAUUGAAUCCAGAACUCUCACGAAUGGACCCAAAUGGCGGUGGAGUCGAUCAAAAUUCAGCUCCCGAGCCAAAGAAACAGGCAACAGCGCCGAUAAAUCUAACACGCAAUCCCACGCAAUCGGCUAUCGGUGGUGGCAACUUGACCAGCCGCUUCACAAUUGGUGGUCAGCAACUCAACAAAAUCCACGAGACAACAACAGCAGCUGCAACAAUGAUUGGCGGCUCCAGUUUGGGCAUCGUCCAUCCGUUAACCAAUAGCAAUAGCAGCAAUACAACAAAUAUUCCGAGUGCAGCGUCGAAUACCACAGGAUUGCAACGGCCAGGGCGAUAUAGCAAUGCUAGCUCCAUUGCUGCAGGGGGUGGCCAACAACAAAUACGUCAACCCUCGGCAGCAGCGGGUGGUAGUCAGAACACUAUUGCUGCUAGCGGCGAUAGAGGAGGUGGUGGCAACUCCUCUACUACAACCACCAACACCACUACCAACAAUUCAACCGCCACUACGGGGGGAGCUCCUGGAGCGGGAGGACCACGUCGUUCGCAUGCCCUCAAAGAAGUGGAACGGCUCAAGGAGAAUCGCGAAAAACGUCGGGCACGUCAGGCUGAGAUGAAAGAGGAAAAGGUGGCAUUAAUGAAUCAAGAUCCCGGUAAUCCCAAUUGGGAGACGGCGCAAAUGAUACGCGAAUAUCAAAGUACUCUCGAGUUUGUACCCCUUAUGGAUGGCCAGGUGGCAGACGAUCAUCAAAUAACAGUAUGUGUACGCAAGCGACCCAUUAGCCGCAAGGAGGUCAAUCGCAAGGAGAUCGAUGUUAUAUCAGUGCCUCGCAAGGAUAUGCUCAUUGUCCAUGAGCCGCGCAACAAAGUCGAUUUGACCAAGUUAUUGGAGAAUCAUAAAUUUCGCUUCGAUUAUGCAUUCAAUGAUACAUGCGACAAUGCCAUGGUGUACAAAUAUACAGCCAAGCCCCUGGUGAAGACCAUCUUCGAGGGUGGCAUGGCUACCUGCUUUGCCUAUGGGCAAACUGGAUCUGGCAAGACUCACACCAUGGGCGGAGAGUUUAAUGGCAAGGUGCAGGAUUGCAAAAAUGGUAUCUAUGCCAUGGCAGCCAAAGAUGUUUUUGUCACUCUGAAUACGCCGCGUUAUCGUUCCCUCAAUUUGGUCGUUUCGGCCAGUUUCUUCGAGAUUUACAGUGGAAAGGUAUUCGAUCUUCUGGCGGACAAGCAAAAGCUGCGCGUUUUAGAAGAUGGCAAACAACAGGUUCAAGUUGUCGGCCUUACCGAGAAAGUGGUGGACGGUGUGGAGGAUGUGCUCAAACUUAUCCAGCAUGGCAAUGCCGCUCGCACCUCCGGUCAAACAUCGGCUAAUUCGAAUUCAUCACGCUCGCAUGCCGUCUUCCAAAUAGUCCUACGACCGUCAGGAUCAACGAAAAUCCAUGGUAAAUUCUCAUUUAUCGACUUGGCUGGCAACGAGCGAGGUGUUGACACCUCAUCGUCCGAUCGCCAGACACGCAUGGAAGGAGCGGAAAUCAAUAAAUCGCUUCUAGCACUCAAAGAGUGUAUUCGGGCAUUGGGCAAACAAUCGGCACAUUUGCCAUUCCGAGUAUCAAAACUAACGCAAGUGCUGCGAGACUCAUUCAUUGGUGAGAAGAGUAAGACAUGCAUGAUAGCCAUGAUCUCGCCAGGCUUGAGUUCAUGUGAACAUACCUUAAAUACAUUACGCUAUGCCGAUCGUGUCAAGGAACUAGUGGUCAAGGAUGUGGCUGAAAUUGGACCCGGUGAUAGUGAACCAGUUGAUUUGAUGGAUGACGAGGAUGAAGAUGAACAGCUGCAACAACAGCAAUUCAUGCAGCAACAACGGCAGAGCCAAGGAAAAUAUCCAGCCCAUCAACAGCAGCGCACAUCGAGUGUCCAUAACAACAAUAAUAACAACAAUAAGAACGGCAAUGCGGCAAACAUGGAUCUGGCUAUGCUUAGUUCCUUAAGUGAACAUGAUAUGUCUGAUGAACUGAUUGUGCAACAUCAAGCGAUUGAUGAUUUGCAGCAAACUGAGGAAAUGGUUGUCGAAUUCCAUCGAACUGUUAAUGCAACUUUGGAGACUUUCCUGGGCGAAUCGAAGGCCCUGUAUGAUUUAACCAAUUAUGUUGAUUAUGAUCAGGAUGCAUAUUGUAAGCGAGGCGAGACAAUGUUCUCGCAGUUGUUUGAUAUUGCCAUCCAAUGCCGUGAUAUGAUGGCCGAUUAUCGUGCUAAAUUGGCCAAGGAGGAGAUGUUAUCGUGUAAUUUUAAGGCGCCCAAUAGCAAACGUUAGAAGCAGCAACCAGCAGCAGAAGAAUGAUAUCACAACUAUCACACACACACACGUCAUUUCUCUAACACCUACAUACACACACCAUUACCCAUCAAACUUUAAACUAAAAGUCAAGCGAUAGAAAGAACCCCAGUCGGUUGUAUUCGCAAUUUCUCUAUUAUCUAAGAUUAGCGGAUGUAAUCCUCUAGUCCAAAAAACCAGUCGACUACUACCACAACUAAUACUGAUUCUGAUUCAUAUUAUUUCGAGUUGGACCCCCACAAUACAAUCAUUUUAGAUGAAUGAAUGAAUGAAUGUUGAACAUUAUAAACAAAUAAAGCCCAAGAAUUAUCAAGCCAA